GGUUUCUCUUUAUUUCCACAUAUAAAAGAAGCGAGUUCGCUGUCCGCGCAGAGCGAUGGGCGCGUAACGAGCAGUUAUUGUAAACACGUUUACAUUCGUGUGCUAUGUUCAAGGCUUGACCGUAAAGUUAGGUAUCAGCAGUUCUUAGUUUAGAAUCAACUUAGCGCUGGAGGCCAGUAAAGCCCUGCAGGACGAGAUGUACCGCGGUCGGCCUCCGCUUAGAGGAGCCUAUCCGCCGCCUUUCGAAGGCCGAGGUCCUUCGAGGCCUUAUUCGGUACCGGGCAUUAGAGACGACCGGAACCGCCCCAGAGCUCCCUACUAUGCUGGAUACCAAGACCACAGUAACCUAGACUCCUAUCGGCGCACCCCCCCGCGCCGGAGGUACCCUUCACCCGGGUCAGGAAGUAACCGAGGAGAGUACUGGUCCGGAGGUGGACCACCGGGAGAGAACUCGCCACCUCCACGAGGACCUAUUACUCUGGACCAUAACCUGGUCAUCACUGUUGGCAACGAGCUGACUGGACCACCCGGCCAAGCCCCCUCCUCAAGCCACCAUGACAGAGACUAUCCUGCUCGAUCUGAGUAUCACUGGGGCCGCAGUCCAGACAAAAGCCCCACCAAGAGCCGACCUCACAGCCGCAGUCAAGACCGGAGCCGAGCCAAAAGCCGCGGCCGGAGCAAGAGCCGCAGUCCAGAGCGGAGCCGGGCCAAAAGCUGCGGCCGGAGCAAGAGCCGCAGUCAAGACCGGAGCCGAGCCAAAAGCCGCGGCCGGAGCAAGAGCCGCAGUCCAGAGCGGAGCCGGGCCAAAAGCCGCGGCCGGAGCAAGAGCCGCAGUCCAGAGCGGAGCCGGGCCAAAAGCCGCGGCCGGAGCAAGAGCCGCAGUCCAGAGCGGAGCCGGGCCAAAAGCCGCGGCCGGAGCAAGAGCCGCAGUCCAGAGCGGAGCCGGGCCAAAAGCCGCGGCCGGAGCAAGAGCCGCAGUCCAGAGCGGAGCCGGGCCAAGAGCCGCAGUCAAGACCGGAGCCGGGCCAAAAGCCGCGGCCGGAGCCGGAGCCGGAGCCGGAGCAAGAGCCGCCCUCACAGCAGGUCCAGGUCUAGAUCCAGGGGACGCAGCAGAGAACGGAGCUACAGGAAAGUUGCAAGUCACACCCGCAGUAACAGCCGCCACACAAGCUGGAGUCACAGCUCAAGCAGCAGCUCGAGUUCAAGCAGCCACAGCAGCAGUAAUAACAAAUCCAAGAAAGAGUUUAAAGAACUCCAGAUGGCGCGACGUAGGAAGGAGCUGGAGGAGAUGUUGAGUCUGCCAACAAAAUCCAUCCUGAAGAAACGCAACGACUCUGAGGACUCGCCAUCAGUCAGGAGCCUGGACUCUCCCAAGGGUCCAGAGGGCUCCAGCAUGUCUCGUGUGGCUGACCAGCUGCUGCAGGCAGUGAAGGGCAUGGAGCCCCACACAGUGGCUGCUAUGCUGUCAGAGCUGAGGUCCGACCCACAAAUGGCUAAUCGCCCUAGUCUUGACAACGAAAUUAAAGAGAUUCUGAACCUUUUGGGGAGCACAGGAGCCAAGGCCUCCCUAAAGACUGUAGAUGAUAUUGAUGAUGAGGAGCGGUACCUAUACGGAGACUCAGAAGAACCCAAACCUCGACCAGUGUCCCAACCGGUCCAGCACCAGGGCCUGGAUGUCUAUGGAGACGUGACGGAGGACACGCUGUAUGGUGACUACCCGCCACCAAACCCUGUAACCACCCAGACCUACGCCGCCCCCCUGGGAGCUGUCCAUCUUCCGGCAGCUCCCAUCAUGGGGCAGGCUGGCAUGCAAUACAUGAGUCGACCCGCCAUUAUCCCUGAGCAGAGCAUCACAGUCCAGGUGUCAAACCCAGCCUUUCCCCCAGGCACUGAGCCGCUAGAGGAGAGCGAGCGUCAGGCACUGGAGGAAUAUGAGAAGAUCCAGGAUCUGCUAAAAACCAUUGGUAUGGACCUGGGUGUGGUUGAGAUUAGUAAAAUGGCUGCCAGGACCAAGGAGCGUCUCCAUGGAAACAAGCCUCCAAAGACACCCACUCGCCGUAGACGGUACUCAUCAGGCAGCUCCAACGGCAGCCGCCGUGACCGCAGGAGGUGCAGCCACAGCUCCAGCAAAAGCAGGAGUCGCAGCCGCGGGCACGGGGGCGUUUGGAGUAGCGAUGAGGACCACAGGAAGUCACCGCCACACAAAUCCCUCAAAAACAGAGCAGUGAAAGAGAUGAAGGCUGAGCAAAGUAAUGCAGCAGAGCCUGCACAAGUACCCAGUACCCCAACCCCUCCCCAAGGGGUGCCCAUACCGACUUACCCCUCAUCACAGGUCCCCUGCAUGAUGACCCCUAACUACCCCCCACCGGGUUACAGCCAGUACGGAAACUACCUGCCCUACGUGCACCAACAGUGGCCACCCAUGUACCCACCUCCCACUAUGGCCCUGCCCCCACAGCCUGCUCUGUCAUACAAACCCCUACCUGAGCUGGAGGUCAAAGGUUCAUUGAGCUCAGUUCAGAAAGACGACAUUCAAAGUUCAAAGCUCAGCAGUUACGAGAGUAGUGUGUCAGAGAAGCGGAACAACGAGAGCCAGAAACAAAAGGUUAUGGAAGAGAGAGAGAAGCUGAAGGAAGAGAGAGACAUCAGGAUGAAGAAGAAGGAAUAUUUGAUGAAGGAGCUUGAGAGACUCAGAAAGCAACAAGGUGAGCUCCUGAGGAAGAAGCGCAGGGAGAAGGACGGCCACAAAGACCCUCUGCUGCAGGAGAUCAGCCUCCUACAAGAAGAGGUCAUGACUCAGAUUGCCAACCUCCGCAAAGAGCACGAGACUGCAGAGAAGAAACGCAGUGAGAUUGAAAAGGUAGCACUCAUCUUGGGCCUGAGCCCGUCGGACCGACCCCACAGGAGCAGCCAGCAGGCAGAUGCUCAGGAAGAUAAGCUGCAGCCUCCACCAGAGAAGAAGAAGCGUGAGCCAGGUCCAAGCCCUGAGACACAGCAGGGAUCCAGCAGCUUCACAAUGAAGGUCUCAGCAGCACAGACAUCAGGAGCAUCACUGGUCCAGCCGCCCCCCACCUCUGUGGCUCCAGAGCCAACUGCAACCUUAGAGCCAUUUGAAUACUAUGACGCUGGAAACCACUGGUGCCGAAACUGUAACGUCACCUCUGGUUCCAUGUUUGAUUUUUUCACACACUUGCACAGCAAAACCCAUCGAAAGACUCUGGACCCAUACAACCGGCCCUGGGCUUCCCCUUCCUCCAAAAUAGACAAGAACAUACCAUCAGAGGAGAGGCUGACGAAACCUUCCAAAGGUUCGGAGUUCCUUUUGCCAGUCAGGGGAUUCUUCUGCCUUCUUUGUAAAGAAUUUUUUGGAGAUGCUAUCUGUGCAGAAGAGCACGUGACUACACAUGCUCACAAUGACAAAUACAAGAAACAAAUGUAUGAGAAUCCACUAUAUGAACAGAGGAGGAACCUGGACCGCCAGGCAGGCUUGGCCUUAGAAACAAGUGGAAAGAAACGCAAACAUGAGAUUGAGGAUAAAGAAAAGGAGGAAAAAGGCAAACAUAAAAAGGAGAAAGAGAAAAAGAAGGAAUCAGAGGCUGCUAAUCAGUUUGAAGGUAAAAGGGAGGAAGUGGAGGAUAAGUCAAAACCAAGUAAAAAAGAGGAUGCUUUUAAACCAGCCAAAGGUCAAGAGGAGAAGAGAGAUUAUUAUAGCAAGAGAGAUGUGGAUGAAAAGUAUAAGUACAGCAAGAAGGAUGACAAAUACCGAUACAACCGAGAUGAAGAGGAGAGUGGUAAAUACAGCAGAAGAGGUGAGGAUGAUCGAUACAGCAGAGAAAACUAUCGAUAUCGCAGGGACUAUCAUGACAAAUGCGACGACCGCCCAAAACAUGGACUAAGAGAUGAUGAGGAGAAGUGUAAAUACAGUAAAUCUUUGGAUUUCAGAUCCAAACAUGACCAAGAUCAAGUUGAAGGGAAAUCUAAGGCAGAGAAGGGAAAUUUAAAAUCUCCUGAGGUUGGGAAACCAGAGGCCAGCAAGCCUGACCUCCCCCCAAAGCCCUACAGCCUGUCAAAGGUUCUUUGUGGACCCAGUCCAGCUAUGAGGGCUAAGCUCCGCAAACAGAGCUUGGAAGCUGGAAAACUGGCAACUGGGACUACAACCACCUCAUUUGGAAAGUUUACUUGGAGGAAGAAGGAGAAUGUUCUGGCAAAAGAGGCAGAGAAAGUUGCAGCUGAAUUCAUCAAAGAUGACGAAGAAGCUGCAAAGCAGCAGCAGUCGGUGGAGGAUUCUUUCGCCAAGUCAAUGGCUGUUGCUAAGGAGAUUGCAGAGAAGCUGGCGGGACAGGACAGUGGGCCUCUGCCCUGCGAAUCCAAUGGCGCUAGGAGGGGAAGGAUUCGACCCAACCUCCCAGCACCUGCUGCUGUACUGAGGAAAACAACUAUGGCGACUAAACCUGCAUCUUUGAAUACCUUUCUCUCAAUUGGACCUGAAAACACCAAGGUACCAGAGCCUCCUCCAAAGGGUGAUCCACUCACAAAAGCUCUAAAUGCUCAGAAGGCAUUACUGGAAACUAAACCUGAACCUUUGGGGGCUACACCUGCACCAGCUGCAUCUAAGCCAGAGCUGUGUGAAGCUGAAUCUCUGCUAGUGCAUUCUGGACCUGCUCCACCUGUAGUUAAAACUGUGCUACCCCUUUGUAAACAUCCCCCAGUUGCACCAAAGCCUACACUGUCUGAGGCUGAACCUGUAGCUUCAGAGGGUAAACCCUCACUGAAAGUAUGUUCUUCUCCUGUAUCAUGUGACAUUAAUCCAGCAUUCUUAUCAUCUGAGGCUAAAGUCACACAAUCAGCAUUGAUAAAGAUUGUCCCUGAUGUAGCAGCUCCUGGUGUCCCAGAGAGUGAGCAGAUUCAUACAGUGUUUGUCAAGCCUCCACCUUUUUUAAAAAUAGGUGAUGGAGGUCAGAAGUCUGACAAACUUAAGAGUAACCUGGCUGCAGCAAAAGCCCAGGAAUUAUUUGGUAUCUUUUACAGCAGCGUUGGUCGGCCAGGACCUUCCUCUAUCACCAAACCAGCAACAAACCAUAAGACCUAUGGGAGUAGCACAAGUCCUCUUCCAGCUGUGCAAACACCAAAACAACAAACUCAGCUCCAACCGCCAACUAAAUUCCAAAUAGAUCCACAGUCAACCACACAGAACAACACACAAGAACUCCAAUCUCUACUGCUAGCUAAGGUCACUAAACCGGACUUCACAGCUUCUACCCCAAGUGCCCCAACCCAGUCCCAGUCCCUGACUGAGGUCCAAAUAUCUGCACAACCAGACUCACACAACAGCUCACCACCAAAUGACAAGUUCCAGUCCCAGCCUCCAUGUAAAGACUGUAAAUUAACACAACCUGAUUCAAAUGAUGGUCCACCAAGUGCCCAAACCCAGUCCCAGCCUGUGACCGAAGUCCCCAAACCAGUAACCAAAAAUUCCCAGCCAAGUAUUCAAACCGAGGAUCAUACUCAAGCUGAUUUUCAUAGCAUUCCACAACUAGACUUCAGCAGUACCCUAACCUGUCCUCAGUCUAGUUCCAAAUCUCAAAUUCUGAUUGCAUCAGUUUGGUCCUUGCAACCUACCCUGAUUCCAACUCCUUUGGCAGCUUCAUCCAAGUCUACUUCACAAACAACCCAACCAAAACAGAUUUCCCCAGCUCACACUGAGCCCCACAACCAGCCUAUGUCUCCUAAAUCUGAAUCCCAAAUCACCUCACAGGCAAUGCAUGCAGAGCAUGAACCAGUAUCUUGUACUCCUCAAAUUUCAGCAGUUCUGCUGUCUGACCUCCAACUGAGCUUAGACACUCAGCACCCUCAACCAGAGCAUCAGCCUGAAAAAGAACCACAACCCAAACCAGGGCCUAAAACUAGAGGAAAGACAACGGCAGCUAAAAAAACUCCUGAAAAAAAAACACCACCUUCCCCCCGUCUGGUUCGCCAAACCAGAUACCAGACCCGGCGUCAGCAGCAGAGUCAGUCUGAGACAGAACUUACUUCAGGAGACUCUGACUCAGUAGCUUCAGAUCAAAAGCACCUGGACAUAUGUGGCCCCAGUUCUGGGUUAUAUCCUGAGUUUGGGGAACCCUGUGAGGAUAAGCAUCAGGCAAUGGAGCUUACCUCUGAAAACCUCAACCUCUCCUCUGAAAUGACCUCCCUGGACUUUGAGUAUGAUUGUAAGUUUGAGUAGACAUUUCCUUGAGUUGAAGGUUUCUGUAAAACCACUUGUGAGAGAAACACUUUAGCUCUGACCAAUUAUGUGUUUGAAACCAUGUCUUUCAUCUGUUAAGUAAAAAUUCAAAAUGAAUGUUUCUGAAGGUAUUGGUCUAAUCUCGGUCCUGGUUUAGUUUUUUUUUUUUACCCUCGAUAGGACUAUAUUUAUCUUCAGGGGAAGUUCUGGUAAUUGUAAAACUAAAAUAAUUGAAACAUGAUGCUAAUGGAGGUUUUCCUAUUUGACAAGAUUUCCUUGAAUGUGAAACUGAUUCUAAGUUCAUAGCUGUGUGGUUGUCACUUGUUUACAGAUCACUGCUCGUUUUCGUGUCCUGAAGAAAACAUACUGUCGGCCUGUUUUCAUCUGAUUCUCCAUUUUAGUUUCUUUAUCCUUUUUGUAAAUCAAUUAGAUGUUUUUUCUAAUGCUUGCAGUUUAACAGGUGACAUGAAACUCAUGGACCAGUAAACACUUCAAAUAAGUUGGAAUGCAGUGUAUUCAUGUUAAAGCCAGAUCAUUGGUUGACUGAUCUGUGGUCAUAGUAGAAAAAAAAUGUUCAUCCUGUAAAAUUUGUUAAAGUUUUAAUAAAAAAAGCUGUGAAAGUUAAUAAA
Betta splendens (Siamese fighting fish) is the source of this 6852-nucleotide messenger RNA. It is a transcript of the gene znf318, whose product is annotated as zinc finger protein 318. Bases 197 to 6223 code for a protein of 2008 amino acids. Lineage: Eukaryota; Metazoa; Chordata; Actinopteri; Anabantiformes; Osphronemidae. Gene Ontology annotation, biological process: positive regulation of DNA-templated transcription; negative regulation of DNA-templated transcription. The record is from RefSeq and is a predicted model, not a curated record. Gene Ontology annotation, molecular function: nucleic acid binding; zinc ion binding. The transcript is spliced from 11 exons. Gene Ontology annotation, cellular component: nucleoplasm.